UGCUCUUUGGCAUUCGUUGUGGAUUGUUGAAAACUUUUAAUUGAAAUUAAUUUUAGCAAGAAAUUUGUUCAAUGUUAAAUUUUUGAUUAUAAAAAGAAAAAAAAUGAAUUCGCUAAGCUUUUCAAGUAGUCUUGGCUUGGUAAUUAGUGUUGUAACGGUAAUUUUUGUGCAUUACGCCGCAGCCAAUAAAUACAAUGUAUCCCUUGGGCAAAUGGAUACAUGCAAGGAAUUGACGCUACGUAAUACCGGAUAUGCAUAUAUACACUUCUUUCACAUACAACAUAUGAACAACAACAAAGUAGCAGCAAACGAGAGUUUACACUUGAAAUUCUAUGUACUGGCCGCCAUGGACGCGCAUAUCCUAUUGGCGACCAAUGAUAAGCCGCGGAGCAGGGAUCACGUCUACGAAGUGGUUAUUGGCGCCGGACAAAAUUCCUUCUCGGCCAUACGUAGCCGGAUGGGUUCGCAACGCGUUUCUACAAGUACGGAAGCGCAGAUUUUAUCGAUCUACGAUCCGACGCCCAUUGAAAUUAUACAAACAAAGGAUGGCACACUUUCGGUUUACAUAACCGGCUAUAAAAAGGAACCACUUCUGAAUUACACAGAUCCCGCACCUUUAGAAAUCAACUACCUCAGUUUUAGUUCCUUUGGGGGUGCUUCGGCGAAAUGGUUCUACGAUUGCCAAUUCGAUGGUUUCGCCGAAGAAAUGGAAGAGAGUGUGCACGUGCUCGAUCCAUUUCACUCUUUACUCGCUAAUCUGACCAAAGCAUCGGCGAAUGAGUCAGUGCCUACGGCUCUCAAGUCUGUGGACUUCGCCUUUCAAUUAAAAUCGGUUGCCUACAAUCACGAAAAGUCGAUAUUACAAACACGUCUGCAGUUAACACUGUAUUGGCACGACCCCCGUCUGGCGUGGAAUGCGGAAGAAAAUGGAAUACCAGCCGUGUGCUUCAGCAGCAGAAAUGCACCUGCGGGAAUAUGGCAGCCGGAUUUAAUACUGCUUAAUGCCGCUCACAACAUCGACGACACCCAACAUGAACCCGACGUCGGUUUGGUGGUUUAUGCCAAUGGCAACCUGACAAUGCUUAAUACAAAUGCAGAAUUCACCACAUGGUGUGUUGACACGAAACGCAAUUGGCCACAUGAACGUCUAAAUUGUGGACUCAUACUGGGCCUAAAAUCUUUCUCGCCACUCACCCACGAGCCCAUCACUUUGGCUUAUGACAGCUCAUUGCCACUGCCAGUGGAGCCUUUCAAUAUGCUAAGCGAGUGGCAUUUCAGACAGAUAAGCUUAUCGGUGAUCGCCACCGCCGAUAACAAUACGGAUCGUUAUGGUACGCAGGCCAUUGCGCAGACCAUGAAUGGCGAUAUAUCGCUGGAGUUUGUGAUCGAAAGGAAUGGCAGUUUCUAUAAGAAUGUCUUCAUGAUGCCGCUAGUGGCCUCUGAAACGCUCAUCGUGUUAUCUUUUCUAUUGCGCGGCUAUCGUCGCGGUGGGCUGAUCCUUGCGGUGUUCUUCGUAAUUUCGCUGGGUAUGAUGUUUGUCACGAAGCAUGCGCCCACGGCUUAUAUACCAAAUAUGCUGCAUGCAUAUAGACACGUGAUGCGAACUGCAACUUUCUGCUACUUGCUGCACGUGUCACUAAUGUGGCUGGAACUGUAUCCGCCGAAGGCGAAACCCAUGGACUGGAUGAUGCGGCUGAUUAAUCUAUCAGCUCUGAGGUUAUUGCUCUGCCUGCGAGUGACUGAUUGCGAUGAAUUCGUGAGAAUACAGACGCAUCCCUGGCGUGAGUUGGCCAAGAUGAUCAACAAUUGCUGCUUUAUCGUCAUCAGUACUUUAUUUAUAGUCAUCGAUAUUCUGCUGUUGCCGAGCUUCUAAAAUCACACCUCACACAGCAGUUUUAGAUAAUACAUAUACUUUUUGCCAACUGCUCAAAAUUUACCUAUUAAUAUGUACGCCCAAAAGCUGUGAAGUCAAAAGCGAAAAAACUUAAUAUUUUUUUUUUAUCGAAAAAAGUUCACUUAGCAUUUUAUUCUUGUUGUUGUUACAG
This is a messenger RNA of Rhagoletis zephyria (snowberry fruit fly), 2045 nucleotides long. RefSeq names its product neuronal acetylcholine receptor subunit NtR (gene NtR). The record is from RefSeq and is a predicted model, not a curated record. Gene Ontology annotation, molecular function: extracellular ligand-gated monoatomic ion channel activity. NCBI's taxonomy places the organism in Eukaryota, Metazoa, Arthropoda, Insecta, Diptera, Tephritidae. Gene Ontology annotation, cellular component: membrane. Gene Ontology annotation, biological process: monoatomic ion transport.